UAGGCCUGUAGAGGUCGCAGAUUUGAUCAUUUGCAGUUGAUGCGUUCCAGAGGCUAAACGGCGUGUAAAUCGCCGAAAUGGCGAGUCAUACGAGUUGGCGAAUCGACGACAUGGAUGGCGGACUUGAUGGUGGGCUGGCCUCGGAACUGUUAAAUCUUUCUGGCUUGGGCAAUGAAUUUGGAACAGAUGGAGCAUAUAACAUGAGGUACCAAAACUAACAUGCCACCACAUACAAAAAAACCUACAAUACUUUUUCCAUUGGCUUGGAAAUAGUAUUGGCUUGUACAUGCAAAACAGGUGAAAGCAAGACCGUAAAACCAAUCAUCAGCGUUUACAUAGGAGUUACAUGUGUGUUCCUCAGCCUAAUAGAUCAGUUGUUAAGUAAUAAAAAACCGUGGAGAUUCAGAGUGAAAAGUAUCACCUUUUCAUUGAAAUGUUUGAUGUGUGGACUUAGGUAAUUUAAAAACUGUCGUGAUCGUUAUGGCUUGUAUUAUUUCCGAGGUCCUUUUGUCAUUUGAUACGUUGUAUCUUUCCUUACGUUUGUUUCCUUCGAUCAGCUGUGAACUGUGAAUGUAAAAUUUCCCUUAAAAGUCAGAAGGUAUAAACUUUACUUUCUUCACACCAUGUGUGGAAACGUCCUGUUUUUCACCUUCAAGUUUCUCUCCCCUUUUUUUGUAUCCAUCAUGUUUUUUCAGGGGGUGGGGGAGGGGGUUAGGAGGGGAAAUGUGUAUUUUUUUGGGAACGAUUCCCUUUUGGGGUUAAUAGCCAAAUUGAGACACAUUUCAUCGCAUUUCAAAAACCCAUGGCUGGCAGAACUCUUCUGUGAAAUGAGAGGCUAAGAUUUUCACUCAACGUUCGCCUCAAUUUUUGCAGUUAUUCAGUAGCCGAGAAGCCAAAUGGCAUGUAGAAAUAUUGUUAAAGGUACCAACUGUCAAAAUUUGUUGCGAUAAUCAUUUCUUGAUCACUAACAGCAUUGUAAAUGUUUCCUGUGUCGCCAGCCACUUUUCACCAUUUUCAAAGAACUGCCGUGAUGAGCAUAUCCAUGGUCGGGGGCUGAAACUAGCCAGGUGAAUGGCUCAAACAGUCUACUCCCUGUUUGCCAAAUUUGGUAGCAAUCAGAAGUAAAACAAAUUUUUUAGAAUUUUUUUUUUAUGUUGAUCUAUAGAGAUCGAUAUUUAUAGGACCUGUGGGAAAUGAGUUAAGACAAAACCUACGUUUGUGUCCUGGAUUCAUUACAAUUUGCACACAGGUUUAAUUGAACUUACAUCUUUGAAUUAGAUUUUAAAAGUUGGCUUUGCAGUUGAUUACUCUGCACCUUCACAUCCUGUUCAAAGCUUCUGGUCCAGAAAGACACCCGGUUCAAGACAGUAAAUUUUUGAAAUAGUCCAGUUUUGAGUUCGCUAUGACUGCUGAAUUAAAGAAGUGAAGAUGCAUUUUUUACAGGCUUAGCCUCCAUCUGAAGUUAUGUAUUUAUAAAUUCCAACUAGAAAAAUACCUGUUUAUUAUUCUGUCUAUUGUGUAUAUUCAAAUUUCAAACACUCAGUUGCCAGAAUUUCUGAAUAUUUUACUUUACGUCGAGGCUAAACCCUGCAUGAAUGUGACAUUAAUGUUUGCAUUCAGCUGUAAUUUUUAAUUAGAAACUGAACUAUUGUAUACAGUACCGUGUUUAAUAAUCAGACCCGUAAAAGAGUAUUGUUUUUGGUUAUUAAGGCGAGGUGAGGGUGUACCCCUUCCCAAGGCCGUGCUCUAAGGAAAAUAAACCUGAAGGGAACCCAGUACUCUGAAUCUGUGAAAUCUAGAGAGCCCAGCAUAUAUUUUGUAUGAAAAAAUAAGAUUUUCUAGUAACCCGAGUGCAAAAGUUAGGCAUGAGGGGCGACCAGGCUCUGUUAGAGCACGGACCUGCCUUCUCCAUGAGGGGCACUGGGUGGUAGGUCAGAGAUGUUUUUUCAAAGAUGAUCUUGUUGUUAAGUUGUGAUGCAAUAAGCCCUUGACGUUAUUUGUUUGUUUUCACAGUGAUGUUCUUAACUUGCCCAUUUUUAAGGAUGAACCUUCAGCAGUCUUUCAGAAUAUGGAAACCAUAGAUCUGGACUCUUCAGCUGAGUAAGUGUACUUCAUUUAAACAACAAAGUAUAGAGUGUGAUUAUCUAGAGUAUCAAGUGUGAUGUAAUGAAUAAGUUUGUCUGUUAAAGUGGUCAUGGUAAAAUGCUAUACACCUGUUCUACAAGCAGCAGGUUCAUUUUUUAUUGUCUUUGUACUUCAAAUAGCCGUGGAUAUGUUGUCUGCUGCUUGACAAGUGUUACAGCUUUUGGCCUUUACCUUACAGGCGAAAUUCAACAGCAUUUUCUCACUGUCCAGCUCUUUUCAGGUGUUUUUGGUUUAAUUUUAACAAAGCAUCAGAAACACCGUACCCAACAAAAUAGUUUGUUUGGGUUAAGGCAUCUAUAUUUGCUCAUACUGAAAGCUGUCAUGUGACAUGCCAUAUUUAAGUGACCCUCUGAUUUUGUCCAAAUAAAAAGGGGUAUGCUCUCUGCCUUUCUGACAUGGCUUGUAGCAUGUACCAAGUCAGUCACACACUGCUAAAAACUAUCCAGCUGUGCCAAUAAUGUCAGCAGUUCAAACAACUUUGUACAAGUUAGUUACAUACACUGUAUUUAAACCCAUUGACAAUAUGGGUGUGGGGAAGAUGCCUGAUAAAACCAAAGGGAGCUGCAAGCGUGCCUAGAAGGUAACCAUGACAACCCUGUGAGCCACACCCACCCGGCACCAUCACACUGAGAACCUGAGUGGAGAAAUGCAUAGAUACUUACCAAGAAAAACAUCCAAAGGGGAGGGGAGGGAGAACUGAGGGCAAAACAGCUUAAUAAAGCUAACUAUACUCAAAGGCAAUGUAAGCAAAAUGAUUGACUUCUGCGAAAGCGCUGUAAAAUAUUAUUACUAAAACCCUCCUUAAGCCCAAGACCACCCCACAUAUGAUAAGUAGUGGAGACCGCUGACGAGCAGUGUCUCAUGUUUAACCUUACCUAAAUUACAUUUAGCCACAUUUAAAAAACCACCUAUACCAGAAAGAAACCCGCUAAAGCAAAAGCAAAAACUGUGAGCCUUAGAAUAAACACUUUUAUCUUGGUCACACAUUAAGGACCAAAUACUGACCUUUAAAACCACUCAUCACUUUAGAAAACAGUGAAUUUUUUUGGAUAAUAGAUUAUUUAACAGUCAUUUCUUCCUUACUCUCUUCAGUUCCCCAUCUUCUUUCUAGACUCUUUUUCAAUUUGUGCAUGUCUGACAAGUAGUUUGCUUUUUGUAUAAUGCAGAAAAACAUAUAAUUAUAACACCAAGAGAGAAAACUGGUGUUCCAAUUGGGUACAUUUGAUUGGUAACUUCACAGGAUUUUUUCCACAGACUGAAAAGUUAGAACCAACUUAAAAUAUUAUUAUAAUCAUCAGAUUAUACCCUCCACGACAUGUUAUUCUUCUACAGUCUUUCUGAUCGCAUGUUAUUUCUGUUCUCAUUCUAUCAUAAAACAACCAGUUUAUUUAAACAGGGAUGGUAUCAAGUUUUAUAAAAUAAUGUAUAGUUAAAGGGGUACCCCUGCAUGUUAAAUGUAUGUUGUUGGACAUGAUGAUUUGGAAAGAACAGGGCACAGAUGUAUUGCCUGAAUGUUUAUCGGCAUAUUUUUAGUCUUUGCAGCCUUGUUUCCAAUAACCCUUUUUUCUCACUUAUGUCCAAUAAGAAUAUUUUCCUUUCAAAAUAUGGAUCUCUAUUCUUGUUUAGGGUGAAUGUAGAGGUUUCAUCUUCUUCUCCAAUGAAUUCCUCUAUGCAAUCAGUGAAACAGGAAGCGAUCAGGGCUCAGUCAUCACAGAUGUCAUCUGUUGGAACUUUGGAGAAUGGGUAGGUUCCAGAACCUUGCUGCUAUUUUCAGAACACUCGAACUCUGAAGUUCGAAAGCUGCCUUCACAGUUACGAUUUUCGCUGCUGUCAAUCACAAUUAUGAUCACAAGCAACGAACCUUCAAACACAGAAACACACAACACAAAACAAAUGGAAGUCCACUAAUCAUAUAUCAAAAAAUGCCUUUAAGAGGAAAAUAAAACAAACACUUUUUGAGAUCCUAGCUUCAGAAGACUGUUAUAUUGAUCUCCCAGAAAUCAUUCAAAAAGUUAAGCUGAAUUUAUUUUCCUCUUAGUUGAUAUGUAAUCAUUAAUAUCAUUUAGUGUAUCUCUAGUCAUUGUUGUCAAUUUAAGUUUCUUUAGUUCUCUUGUUACUUUUAGCUGUAUUUAGUUUAUUUUCUGUAAACAUGACCCGCCUAGAUUAGCUUAGCUACCCGCGGGCAUGUUAUUGUACUCUUACUUCAAAAUACAAUAAAAUAAAAUGUAUGUGUAUGUAAAUGUACUAUAACCUUUUGAACCCAUUGAACUAAACUUAUGUUUCCUAAGAGGUCCACUGAGAUGAUUGACGGCAGCAAAUAAUGCACACACCAGUUGGCUUUUGAACUUCAGAAUUUGCGUGUUUAUGAAAAGUGCAGUAAGUUAAUUCCCAAGAGCAACCAAAAUCAAUUUUCUCCUGACAAUGUGCAUACAUCAUCAAGAGCUGUGAGAAAUAAUAAAAUGAUCCACAUGCAAAGGCGAAAGGCUUUCAAUGAUCUUUUAUCAAAUGCUCAUAACUAAUUCUUAAAGGAAAUGUGUAGAGAUCAGUCUGGAGAAUUUGCAUGUGGAUAUUGGGGCUUAAAGGAAAGAGUCAAUUAAGGUUGUAGUAGCCUUGUCUCACAGUGGUUGCAGCAUUUCUUCAAUAACUCUUUGUUGAAUCAACUGGUGUUACAACAUUCACAGUAAUCACAUCGCGAUAUAGGCGCAAGUCUAACAUGCAAUUGAGGCUAUGAUGUGUCUCGGAUAAUACACAAUGACAUCAGAAUAUUUAUCAGUUCAAUGUAUAAAUAAACAGUUCAAUAACAAUGUUAUUUUUUAACACUCUUUGCAACAUCAAUAAUUCAUAAUUUAAAAAAAAACAUAUUUUAGCAUUGAUCCCUGAUAGUAACACUUGUUUUUAGAAUGGCAGAAAAUAGGCUGCAAACCAUAUUGAGCCAACUUGAAAAAUAAUAUGAAGACACGAUAAAUACAAUAAAAUAAUAGUCUUACGCAAAAGUUCUGCCCAAAGGGGAUUCAUUUGAAUGGUAACAACAUAGGAUUUCAUCCACAAAAUUUAAUGCAAAAGUUAGAAUGACAAUUGAGCUCACAACACCUUGACUCACUCUAUGAAUACAAGGGUCAUAAUUAUAAGCAGGUCUUUAUUUCGUCUGAUAUAUAAGAUGUCAAUUUUUAAAAAUUUUUUUAUUUAUACAAUUAUUAUUCAGCUCCAGUGUAUUUGCCAUCUCAAAUGGCAAUAAACUUACAGGCUUAAUGUUACUUGUGUGAUCAUAUUACAAAAAAGUAAGGCAUACAUGUGUUCUUUUUAAAACUAUAAGAGACCAUCUUCUUUUUAAUAUGUAAACACCAUGUUAAUCUCACUUUGGUUUUGAAAUGUUUUCAGUCAGAACUGUGGAUUCUUUCAUGUACUGAGAGCUCCAACGUCUCCAACAAAAAAGCUUGAAGAGGACUCACUCACAUAUUUGAAUCAAGGUACGUGUAUGGUGCAUGCUGAAGCUUCUAUUAGGGUAAUUCGUGAAGUAAUGUCGUCAAACAAGUUCCUGAGAGUAAGCUAGCAUGGUGGUGCAGUAAUAUGAGAGCACUUACCUUCCGCCCAUGUUGGCCUUUGUUCAAGUCCUGCUGAGUUAUUUCUCGUCCUUUGGCCAAGAGGUUUUUCCUCCUGUAAUCUGGUUCCCUCAUCCUUACUGUAGUUAUACAAAAAGGCAAAUCCAGCCACUUUGAAGUUCCUGUUUCCUCUUUCAAACUUGUCAUCCUAAAGUAACUAUAGGCAUUCUUUGUGUGGAAGUGCGAGGGAAGGGAUGGGAAAUGUAAUAAAGAAGUUAUUGUAAAAUAUCUUACAAAAUGUUCAUUGUCUGUUAAACUACAUAUUAGGACAGUCUUAUUUGGUGGAGUUAACAUGUGUUCCAACCAAAGCAGCAGAGUUUGAGGGGCUAUACAUUAAGGUAAGUUACCUUACCUCAGGUUUUCUACAUAUCUUGUGUUUUGUGGCAUACUUUUAUAAGCUCCUUAGUGAUACACAAGAUUUCAUACUAGCAGACAGGACGGUUUUUAAAAUUUCCUUUUCCAAAGCAGUUACUGAAUAAUCAGAACAAAAAUUUAUUAUAUCUAAUAUGUUGACUGUGAGUUAUGGGUGACCUGUAGUCCAGCUGAUCAAGCUAAAUUAAGUUAACUCCAUGCUAAAAACUACAUGAGUGUCGUUAUAUUGUAUUGUGUUGUAUUUUUGAACAGUUUCCUCUCCUCUGAUCUGGGCAAGUGCUUUGCUCUAACAGGCAUCUGUCUUCAGCAAAACUUGUCUGACGAAUUCUUGUUGCUCAGUGCAUUUAUGUAAAAUAGUGCAUUUGUGAAUAGUGAUAAAGUUUCUGUCAAGCUACAGUAUGUUAGUCUCAGUCAUCACCUUUUGUUAGAUUGUGUAGUUAUAUGGUUAAACAGCGGAAAAUGCUUUUUGUAAUAAUGAUGCUUUUUUACUUUGAAUUUACAUUAAUUUUCCAGAGUGUAGUCAAGCUUUGCUUUUAUGAAAGAAAACUUCAAGUGCAAGAAUCUGAAAAAUAUGAAGAAUGGAAAAGUAACAGGCCAGCAGAUAGAAUUUUGGAAAUAGGUAAAACAUAUUCUCAGUUAAUAAAAUGUAAUCCAAGAGGUUCUCAUCACACAAACACAGAAACACUGCACUUUUUACCACCCUAAAGCAGACACUUCCUGUGUCAGGAGCCAACAUACUGAAAAACCUUUUUUUCAUUCCUGCUAUACGCCUGUCCAUCUUCAGUUACAAAUUUCUGUUUAUUUGCCUCCGACUUUAAAAUUUGCAGAUGUUCCUAUGUCAAGUGGUAUUUACAAUAUCAGAAGCAAAGGAAACUUACUGAACUGUUAUGAAUUUGAGUGGGAUCCACAAAAGGAGUCCAAACUUUAUGUCAUUGUAAGUACUAUUAUGUGUGUGGAGAUACAUGUAGGUUAAGAUAUACAGUAACACUACUUUCAGUAAUUUUUGAAAGUAGUGUUACCAUAUACUGUAAAAUUCCGAAAAUAAGCCCCUCCAAAUAUAAGUCCCCCAAACCGGUAACGCAAAAAACCCUCUGUUAAAUCGCCCCUCCAAAAUAUAAGCCCCCCGGGGGCUUGUACGUGGAAAAUUGCCCUCAAAUACAAAGUAAAACAAAGCAAAAACGGUAAAUUUACUUCCAACUAUAAGGCUAACCCAAACGGUUUUGACACGCAAAUUUCCCUCCAUAGAUAAGCCCCUCCGAAGAUAAGCUCCUCCACAAAUAAGCCUGUCAAAAAGGGCCUUUGAAAAAUAUAAGCCCUGGGGCUUAUUUUCGGAAUUUUACGGUAUCUUAACUUACAUGUAUCUCCAGUGUUGGUCACUAACAAAAUCAAAGGCCCUCUUCAGGUGCUGAGUUAUUCAUGAGUCAGAACCAACACAUAACUUUGAAUUUAAGGACACAAAGAGGUUGGAGGUUUAUCUAAGUAGGAAUGGCUAUUCUGUCAUUCUUAUUAUCAGAGAGAUUAAAGAAUCAAGUUCAUAGCAAACAGCAAACGCCAAAGUUAACAUGCAACAACAACAACAACAUAAGCUUUAUUUGCAUGACUAUAACUAUGUAGUUACGGUAUUGCAAAAGCUUAAACAUAAAACAAACAAACAAACAAACAAAUCAUAACAAUGAUAAUGCAAUGCAAUGAUAACUAUAGUCAAUCAAGUGUCAUCAGCAUGAUUUUAUAACAUAACAUGCAGUUUCUCAAAAUUACGGAAAUGGGGAUAUAAAAUUUGUCCAAACUAAUUCUUAUGGAUGAAACUGGUGUGAAACUACUAUUACUUUUGUGUAGAUACAAUGAACAGUUAAUGACCAGUUCAUGUAAAGAAACUUGAUCUCUCUAUUUCAUUUCAUGUCUGUGUUGCAGAUCAACUGCGUUAGUUCAGAAUUCACUAAGGGGAAAAGUGGUAAGCAUAUUGGAAGAACAGAAUACACUUCCACCUGUUUGGAUGAUGAUGCAGAUUACAUGCUAUAAUGAGUUAUAAUCAAUAAAAUCUACCUCUACUCUUUCUCUGCAAACCAGGUUACUUUAGCACUGUGCAUAACUUUAAUCUGGCAUUUAGAGAAUCUGAGCAGAAGCCCUGCUCUUCAGACUAGAAUUCAUAGCCUUAACAGUGCUCUUAGCCUGCGAGCAAGCUCUCCUAUAUUUGGGCAAGCAAAGCGAGUUUUGUGUGGCCAGGCCAGCAAGGGGCUUGCACGAUCUCGCGAACCUCAUUUCACUUGCCCAAAUAGGAGAGCUUGCUCGCAGGCUACAGUGCCCUAGGCCUUCUGUAAAUGGACUUUUAAUCUUGCUCAAUUGUUGUCUGAAGGCUCAUCAAUCCUUUGCACCGUAAACUCUCUUACUAUCGAGAUACAACAUAGUGAUGCUGUGGUUACAAGAGAAGGGGGAUACCAGCAGCAACUGUCACCUGCUUUUAUUCUUGAUUUUCAUGUCAGUUCUUAUCAGAAUAAUUGUCAGAGUAAUUGUCUAAAAAAACUACCUGCUUCAGUUUGCAAAGAUGACACUUAACUCAGAACUACUGAAACUGCUGAUCAUGGACAUUUAUUAUUUUAUUGUUUUAUUAUUAAUUAAGGUGGAGAGAGCGGUGUCCCAUUCAGGUUGCAAGUGGAUUCAUUUCCGCCCAAUUCAUCAACUGAUGUUCUACCAAUACAUAGCUCUGGCUGCCAGGUCAAGGUGUUUAAAGUAAGUUGAGUCCUUUUUAAGUCUGAAUACAUUUGUCAAAUUUUAAUACUUAAUAUAUCUUGAGUAAUAUAAUAUAUUUUACUCAAUAUGCUAAGAUUUAGUGGUUGUUAAUUAAGGAGAUGUUUGCUUAAGAGAAUCUAAUCACAGGGCACUUCCCCUGAGGAACAGGUCUUGCACGGGUCCGACACAUGUACUAACUUAACAUGAGGAACUGAUAAUGCCAUUGCUUGCAUGUACUUUAGGCUUUAGUUUGAGGAUGACUUGCCAGACGCUUGAUAGCCUGUUCCAAGCGUUCAGAUAGUGGAGAGCGGUGCGGAGUAAAGAAAGCGAUGAAAAGUAGAGGAAAUGAAAAGUAACUUGCCCAUUACAAAAAUCUAGUUGCCACAGACAACCACAGAUGACUUUUUUCAAGCCCUGUUGACUGUUAUUUGUAGCUCAGAGCAAAGAGGUUCAAUUAAAGUUCAUGUUUUUUAUUUGUAUCGCUUUAGUCCAAAGGAGCAGACAGAAAGCACAAAGUGGAGAUGCAAAAGUUGGAACACAAGUCUAAAGAUGAGCUGGUGAGAUGGCAACCAUUUGAGUGUACCAAAGACAAUAAAUAAUUUUGCUGUUGUCACCUAAAUUUAGAAAAAACCAUCUCUUAUCAGUGAAGUGUGUGGAUAAGCUGUUUUGUAAGUGUUUUGAUUUUUAAUUUCGGUUUUAGGACCAGCUGAGAGCAGCAGUGGACUACACUGAACUAACAGAGGUAAUGUCAAAUCCAAACCCAGAGUUGCCUUGAAGAGUAAACGCAGGAAUAAAACUCAAAAGAGGAUUGUUUUCACGAGGUUACAUACAGAAAAGCAAGAUUUAAGGAAGGACAUUCUUGUUAGUAUGAGGAAAAGAUCAAGGAGUUUUGCAUAAUUUGGUGAAAAACUUAGUCUCUUCCUGUGGUGGAGCGUGAGUGGCAACACCAAAAUUGGUGGUGUGUAGAGUAGGAGAAUCUUGGUUCAUAGCAAAGUCAGUGAAAAGUUAGGAAGAUAGAUUUCCUUUGCUGUGUGCAAAUUUGUAGAAGACAUCUUCAUCUUGAGAAAACACUUAGUUGAACCGCAAAUUCAAAUUUUGCGAUCCGAAACGCAAUGUCGGUGAGAACUGUUCAUCGGUCAGAACAAACUCUGGGAUUUUUUUUACCCUUUAAAUCGCAACCCUGCAUUAAUUCAGCGUGAUCACAAUAUAUAGAUAUAUCUCUCAACAAACACUGAUGAUGUGUACUUUGCUGCCUUUUCUAGCUGCCACUUAGCAAAGAAGAUGACAACAGUUCUUGCUGGAUGUCACCGAGGUGAGCUAUUUGCGGGUUUGACUCCCGGUGACUUCUCAUUUCUUUGCCUAGCCUGCGAGCAAACGCGUCUUCUGUUCACGAUAUCACCCAAAUGGAGAGCUUCCUCGCAUGCUUUUCCUUUCCUUGUCUUGUUAAUAAUAGUCUGCGAGCAAGCUCUCCUGUUUGGGCGAACGAAACGAGCCGCGCGAGAACACGCGAGCGAGCGAGCUCCUCUCGCGUGCCUCUCGCGCAUCUACUUUUCACUAUAUCCCCCAAAUGGAGAGCUUGCUCGCAGGCUAUUGUUUAUACCGCUAUAGUCUCGCCAUUUCACUCUCAUGGGUCAUGUUUUCAGUUACGGUCACACUAAAAGGACCACAUGACAGGGUGUCAGGGUCAUUUUAUUCACUAAAACACUCAACAGUAUCCAUUUCAUGUUAAGUGUAGUGUAAUAAUAUUCAGGUCGUUAGCUGGGUCCAUGUCUUCACCUACUUCAGCUUGUCAAGUGAUGUCGACAUCAAGCUCUGUGUUAUCGAGCCCAUCCCUACUGUCCAGCCCUACAAGCACUGGAAUAGCUGCGGUCUCGGUAAGUCACAUUCAUUGCACACAGUAAUACAGCAAAAAAGUUAUAGGGUUUUUUUGGGACAGUGAGUUCCAUACGACCGAAGCUUAUCCUGCUUUCAGUAGCAUGAAACACUGUAUGUGUUACUACCCCCUCCCCCCCGCUUCCUAGAGGGGAUGCAAGUCCUCCCUUCGAGGCGUAUGUCUCAGACACCUUAGUUGAAGACAGGAAAAAGUGCAGCAACGGUUUUUGUCUAAGGUUUUUAUCUAAGUCCACCGGCCGAGUCUCCGGAUAUUUUCGAACCUGCAACUUUUUCUUACGUCUAGAUAAUUAUUGUUCUUACCAGUAAAAAGAAAAAAGGAGUAGAUAAGUGUCAUUGCUUUUCUGCAUCGGACGUUCAGGUUAGUUUAAAGUUUUUGAACAUGUGGAUGACUCAAUUAUUAACAGUUGACUACUCAGGAAGCAGAAAAUGUGCGCACAGUAGGCGCUGGCUACUCUGCAGGGAUACAGAAGGAUGUCUUUAUGUAAGGGCGUUGUUCUUUCCUCUGUAGGAACUUACAUCUGAGUCAACUGUUGAGGAAACAAGAGUCUGGCUGCAGAAUAACAGAUUUCAGAACUACCUAACCAUGUUUGUGAAUUACACAGGUUAGUAAAGUUAAAAACUUCAUUUCAAGAGGGUGGCCCAUUCAGCUCGAGGGCUGGUCUCCAUAGGGGCUCUGCGUCUUAAAAAAGCACCCUACAUUAAGAAUUUGUAAUUACACUCAAAAAGCCUAAAAAUACAAUAUUAACAUUUACAAAUGUCUUUUAAAACCCUAAAAAUAUUAUUAAAUUCAAAGAAAAACGCGAAUAAGAAUUACGAUAGGAAAGAAUGCCUUGCUCGGCGGCAGAAAGUCUGUACGUUCUCAGCGUUUUCAAUGUUUAACGGGAGUUCACCAAAAACAAAACGGAAAAAAAACGAAAACCUAGCGAUAUAGUAGAAUAUUUUUCAGAAAACAGAGAAGUUAAAGUUGCUAAAAAUAUCCAGGUGCUUAUACAUGUAAAUGUCAACACAACACCAUAAAACAGUUGUGUAGGAGCUGCUCGGAAGGUCUCUUCUGAUUCCCAUAAAAGCAUGCUCCUGACAUAGGCUGUUUCCUCUACGGAAUUAUAAUGAACUUGUUUUGACCAAUUAAGUGCUCGCAUUAUUUUAUUUUUAGCAUUUUAUAAUCGAACUGCAACAUCUGUACCGUACGAUACGAUUUGAUACCUUAAAUUACAACUCGUUAUUUAAAAGGGUAGCUUACGAGCAUAUUAGCCUUUCAGUUUUCUAUUUUAUGGCCUUCAGAAGUCAAGCUCAGGAUUUCUUUUGUUUUGACAUAUAUCCUCUCUUGGCUUAAGUUAUAAGUUCUUGAUUUCUGCCAAGAUGCUGAUGUUAAGGAUCUUAGUUAGGCCACAUGGUAGCAUUGUAAAUGUGCAUUGUAAAUAGUAAUUGCUUUUUUUAUUUAUUUUGUAGGAGCGGAUCUUUUGAGAUUAACCAAGCAAGACAUGAUUCAGAUCUUAGGGCCAGCUGAUGGUAUUCGCCUGCAUAAUUCACUCCAAGCCAGGUGAUAUUUAGACUGUUCACAGUCCUCUUUUUCCCGUAGCUUGAAAAAACUGCCGACAUAUCUCGACGCCACCGGUGGUUUCCCUGCGAAAUGACGUGUGAGAAACGAGCGCAGAAAGUCCAUACUGAUGACGUGUCAUUACAAAGAUCUGUAUAGCGCUUCUCAUUGGCUGAAUCGUUUUCAGCCAAUCAGAAGGGUAAUGUCGGCUGUUUUCUCAAGCUAAUUUUUCCGUUACACUGUUCGCAGUCCCCUAUUUUUUCUCGCCUCCCUCCCCCAGCGCUAUAAACUCCGACGCCCGCCCUCUCGGUACAUAAGAAACCGAAAUGGCCGCCGGUACCGGUCAGCGCGCGAUCCUGACGAACUUACGAAAAAAUAGGGGACUGUGAACAGUCUAGGUAAUUGUGCUCUUAAGCAGUCGCGUCGAUACAGCGCUAAUAGGGACUUAAAGAUCCAACGACGCGGACGACAACAAGAACGUCAAAAAAACAAUUGGUUUAAUUAGCAAAACAACAACUUCGCACGUGCAUCACACUUUUUUGUACAUGUCUUUCCCGUUUUUGCACGACGACGACGUGAAAAUGCCUAAUUUUGCGUUUUAUGGAGGACGUAAACAAGCAACGACGAAAUUUUGUUUCUCUUUCUGAGCUUGAAUUUGAUCUCUUGAAAUUCAGCUUCAGGAGGGUUCACCUACAAUUGACUAAGUAAGGGUGUAGGAAUAAUCGCUAUAAAGACUGAAAGAACGCAAAUUCACUUUUUUAAGCGACGUUCUUGUCGCUCUCGCGUCGUUGGAUCUUAAAGUCCCUAAUACGCACAAAGCGUCGCACUGUUUUAUGAUUGGUCAAACAUUGUUUGCUCGUUGGGCAAACAAGAUGUCGGACAAAAAUGGCUCGACAAUUUUUAGUCGAAGUUUAAGUUGUGUAUUUAUUAGGUAAAAAAAAAGAAAGCAACGACAUCAAUAUAGGUGGUUUUCACGUUACGUCAUCGCCGCCAUGCUGGUGGACUGUAAACAAAAGAUCGCUCAUUAGCUUGCUUUGUUCGUCCACCAGCAUUUGUUCAUUUCACCAUUGUUAUUUGUGUCUCCCGAGAUUGCAUGAAAACCACCUAUACGUCAGCUUGCGGAAUGCCUGAAGGGCACAAGGUUGCUUUUUGUCAGUAAUACAUCAAACACAGACAUCCCCCGAUAAUGUGUUGAAAAAAAGGAGCAGCUAAGAUUUUUUUAGCCAACUUCUAAGGUUUUGGAAAAAUUCGUUGAAACAAUCCUUGAAGUAUUUGUCAUAGUGUCUCAACGAUCCGUUAAUGUUUAAGAAAUCUAAAGUUAACUUUUGCGAUAUAAUAUCACGAAGUUCGUGAUAAUAUGGAACCGAUUAUGGUCGGGAGUAAGGGCGUUAAUGUUGGGCUGCACGCAGACGUCGUUUCUUUUUCUUUUCGAAAUGGACAAGCACGCAAGUGAAACGAGGUCGCGAGAGUGAGCUCGAAGCGCGGGAACAAGGGUGGAGCGCGAGAAAGAAAAGGAAAGAACGACCGUCUAUUUUCUCUUUUCCCCAACCCUACCCCCUUGCGCUAGUGGUCUAUAAACCCCUCGCGGUUUUUGUUUUCAAACGCGCGCUCGACGAUCUCUAGAAAGAAAAUAGUGGGUCCGUGAACAGGUUACGUUACUGGGUAUCUGGGCCCGUGCUCGUAAUCAGCUCGCAAGACAGGCUGGUUCGAAUGUUGCAUUAACUGGCCACGGUUUUUUGAACUAUUUUCAGAGCUGCCCGUCCACUUUUAACGAUGUAUAUUUGCCUGGAUUCCGCCCAGCAGAACUCAGGAAUGAAGGAGUACUACGCCAUGUAUCUUGAAGCCUUAAAUCUGGGUGAACUUCGAAAAAAGCUUGCUCUGAAAUGUAAUCUGAGCGUGGAACAGCUUGUGGCCAUUUACAGGUAAGCAAGUAUAGUUGAGUCGUAUCAAGCGAAAAUGCUGAGCUGGAUUUUGGUACGUUGUAGUGAGUUAAGCGAAAUUGGUUGUAGCACUCACGAUAGAAUCCUUUAAUCCUUUACUCAAUUUCCCAUUAAAACAGUAAUGUCUAUACUAGAAAUUUGUCUAGAACAGGCAACAUACACGCCUUACCAUUUCACUUCUGGAGGGCUGUUCUUCCAUUAGACCGCGAGUAUAUUAAUUCUCGCACCUUACAAGUUUAAUUCACGGAAACAAAAAAAAUUUCCUUCAUAGACCUAAUACGGCUCUUGGAGAAAAAGCUUAUCAUUAGGGAGCGUGCGAAACUGAUGAAAGCAAAGAAAGGAAUAAGCUUGCUAAGCAAAACAACAACUCUUUAUCGAUCUGCACAUGCAUCAAACUUUUUGAUGCAUUUUUCGCCGUUAUUACACCACGACCACAACGUGAAAUUUCCUAGCAAGUACAGUACUUCAAACUUUGAUGUUUUUUUUUUUCCCGGAUGGAUUAACAUUCCCUGCCGAUGUUCGUAGGUUUGUUUCGUCUUGUUGUUUGUUUUUUGUCAGAAUGUUUUGUUUUAAUAUACCUUGCAGAACGUGUGUAUUUUUCUCCGGGUGAGCGACCAGUUACCGUCAGUGUUUGUUUUUGUGGAGUCGCCAUCUUAAAUUUUGAAACUAAGCAGGGGAAGAUUGGGCAGUUACAAAAUGUGAUCAGUAGGGUGGGUAUAAGGUGUUCCCCGCCCCCUCUCCCUCCCCCUUUCUUACCUCCUGGGACUUGUGUCUGACCACAAUCUGAGCGAAUUUUAGUGCUCGUCCCUCCUCUCCCACAGGCUACCCUCAACACAAACGCACCUGGUACUUUACAGUUUACUUAACACUCUCGUUGUCUUUUAGACAAGGUCCGACAGGAAUAUACAUACUUGUGGAUGAUGAGGUGAGAAAAGAUUCUGUCAACAAUUUGUCCUCUAAGUGUUUAUACCGUAGACUUUAUCACAAGUUGACAAUUUUUUUUAGUGACCAAGUCGCGAGGCACAACAAUAGCAACUACACUUGGAAAUUACACUUGUAAAAGCUUCAUCAAACUGACCUCUUUUUUCUCGUUUGUCGUCAAAGAUAGUGGAGUAUCACACGCACCGCGCGAGCCGCCAGGCCGCGAGACUCACUUCUCGCGUUUGUCCAUUCGCGGAAGACACAACUUCUAAAACCCAAGUGAUAACUCUGCAUUAUUUUUCACAAAACACGAAGUGAAAAGUAUGAUUGGCUUAGCUUCAUUUCAUACCCAAAUAUGCUGACCUAUUCUAGUCGAUUGUAGUCGCAUUUAUCAUCUGGAAGUUGGCAAAAAUUAGUCGCCGCUUAUCAUUUUCUUUUGACUGACUACUGCAAGGUUUCAUACGAUCCCGGAAAUCCUGGCAAGAGUUUUUUAGUCAUAGAUUAUUCUUUUUUAUUAAAAUCCAACUAGUGGUCUAUUAUCAAUGCUGCGUUCUGAUUGGUUGAGCUACUACUAGGCUAUAUGUUAUAGCCCACUAGUAGCGAAAAGCGCCGGCUUUGAAGACCAAAACAGUGGCGGCUGAAGCGCGUUUUGCUAGCUAAAGUUGUUUUGGCUCGACAUUUUUUACCAACUAGUUGGAUUUUACUAAAACAAAUAUUCCUCUCGCCUUCAUGGGCUCUGAGUCAAUAACCCAUUCGGCCUUCGGCCUCAUGGGCUAGUGACUCAGAGCCCAUUCGGGCUCGAGGAAUAAUUGUUUGAUAUUCCUCUUUUCAGCCGUCUAGGCUUCGUUUGCUUGCGCAACUCCAAAAUGACGCCGAAAGUUCAAUCUACAGAAAAGAAAAAUAAAUAGAAAGAAUAUUCUGGCAUUUUCCUAACUGGAUCUUCCUGGAAAAUUGCAGCUGCUGGAUUGCAAGAACAAUAAUUAAUGUGCAUUUUCAAGCCUCGCAAAGGUUCUGGAAAAUUGUUUUCAAACAUUGAACGCUACAAUAUGUAGUAGACAACUAGAAAGCAAAAAACAAACCUGGCAUUGUUACUAUCUUUAACGUUCUAUUUUCCUGGGCUGACUGUUUCUUUUUUUGAUUCUAGAUGGUGCGGAAUUUUGUGGACGAAGGGCAUUUUAUUGUGCAUCUCGUACGAGGUGAAUACGUUGUUGUAAACAACCAAUAAUCCGUUAAAUGACCUGUUAAAUCUUAACGCAGGAUUUCACGGCUUGCCUGUCUUGGCGCCUUUCAAAGAAUGCCGAUAAUACAGCUGUAUGCCCAAAACUAUUUCAAUCUAAGCUUUGUCCUUAAAAAUUUUAUAAUUAGUAACUCUGGAAAUCUCACUUCAGAACAGUAUAGGGGAACAUCGAAACCUUUAACUAUAUGUUUGUUUGUUUUUUGCACUACUCCGUGGUUUCACCAAGGGAACUGUUCUGUGUGUAUUGCAACAAGUGCAACAGUAUUUGGGAAAGAAGGAUACGAUUGGAAUUAAGGGCGGUGUAUUUUCUACCAAUUUUUUUUUCUGAGUCUACAUUUUAUGUUUUUCGUGAUAUUUUGUGUGAGAAAUCGUACAGUAUGUACUGGUGGGCAAACUGAGUACUUCUUUAAACCAGACAGGUUAAACUGCCAGUAAGUAGCUCCUCAUUUACUUCUCUAAGCGGUAAAGUCCACUGGGUUGGCAAGUUCUUUUUCAAGAACAAUCUGGGCACUAAAGUUUGAGCAGUCUAAUAUUUUUUUUUUCUUCAGUUGUGAGUCCUAUUACUUUCUUACAAAACGAGACUACUGGCAUACUGUCUCUAAACUAACUUCUUCUUUUCUUUUAGACGAGGAUAAUACCUAUCAAAUCAUUUUAAAGUGAAUCAGCGGUCAUAAGAGAAAUAGUAAAAAAAAAAUAUUGAAAAAUGACCUUAGAGAGUUGGUAUCCCUGUGAUGCUGUGGAGUAUCUUUGGAUUCAAUUGCUUGUGAAAAUAACCAUAUAAAACAAAGAUAUUUAUGUGAACGAUGAACAUGCAAACAGCUCCGUUGUUCGCAGUUUACAAAGGAAAACUCGCCGUUACAGAAAGAAACAUAGUUCAGUGGUAGAGGAGAGCCGGGAAAUUUAUCCAAAUCCGCACUGGGACCUCAGCAAAGAGCGUUGUAGACAACACGUUGUGGGUAAUAAAGAUCAUCGUAGUUAUAACACUGGUAACAGUGUAAAAACUUUGUUGUAAAGAUAUAAUGGAGGUACAACUGAAUGCCGUGAGAUAUUCAGAAAACUGAGUGAGCCAACAAUUGGAACCCGCUGGAAACCAGCCCAUUCAUCAUUGUUACAACAUUGGCUUAAAGGUUAAGCGUUGAAAAAUCUUGUCAGCUAAUUGACUGCCGACCCCAAUGAUGGGCCAACAUUGUGGGAACAAUGAAUUAACCUUGUUGUCAAGUUGUCCUAGAGGUGUAUGAUUUUGUUUUCACUAUACGAGUGUCUGAUGUUAAACAAAUGUCGAGAAUCAAGACCAUGUUUGCAACAAUAGAAGACAGUACCAUAUUAUUGACUGAUGACUGAAUGUCAUCACCUGCGACACUUUCCGUUGGAAUCCUUUAAGCCCGUAAACGUCAGACGGAUAGUUGUGGUGGUUUCGUAUUAAACUCAGUUAAGUGUCCAGUCAGUCAGGGGCAAGAGACGCAAGGUUAUAAAGCCAUGAUUGCAACAGCGUGCUUGCCGGGUGAUGUCGGUGUAAAAACUAAGUCUAGUUCAUUUUAAGAAGCCUGUAGACACUUUUAAGUAACAUUUUAAUUCUACGUAAAACACGAGGUGAAAGUUCCCCGCGGAGGCUUAGUGUAUGGCAAAAUAUUUAACAAUUAUUCCUCGAACCCGAAUGGGCUCUCAGUCAAUAACCCAUGAAGCCGAGGGCCGAAUGGGCUAUUGACUCAGAGGCCAUGAAGGCGAGAGAAAAAAUUGUUUUAGUAACAUCCAACGAGUUGGUUAAAAAUACAGAGACAAAACAACUUUAGCUAGCAAAACGCUAUUCAGCCGCCAUUGUUUUGGUUUGCUUCCAUUCACACCAAAGCUAUAUUGACGCAGCUUUUUUGAAAAAGCUUAAACGUGGUUUCAAACAGUCUUCUCCGUAGAAUUAAAUACUGUAAGAAUGUUGGUGGAAUUGCAAUAAGUGCAAUUAAGUUAGAACUUAGUUUGGUUUUACUAAAGCUUCGGUAAAAAGCGGAACAAAAACUUGGAAUUUGUGUUGCAACAUUGCUGGAA
This is a messenger RNA of Porites lobata, 18408 nucleotides long. The record is from the annotation of a GenBank genome assembly. NCBI's taxonomy places the organism in Eukaryota, Metazoa, Cnidaria, Anthozoa, Scleractinia, Poritidae.